This is a messenger RNA of Etheostoma cragini (Arkansas darter), 6565 nucleotides long. RefSeq names its product YLP motif containing 1 (gene ylpm1). The transcript is spliced from 22 exons. The coding region runs from base 133 to 6210 and encodes 2025 amino acids. The record is from RefSeq and is a predicted model, not a curated record. Gene Ontology annotation, biological process: regulation of telomere maintenance. Gene Ontology annotation, cellular component: nucleus. NCBI's taxonomy places the organism in Eukaryota, Metazoa, Chordata, Actinopteri, Perciformes, Percidae.
GGCUUCACGGCAGAGUGUUAACGUUAGCUUCUAGCCAUAGAGGCCUGGCUGGAUGUGAGUACAAAAGACGUUUUACACUGCCUCGGUUUUUUUUUCAGAAGCACAUCACAAACAUAAUUCUGACUGUGAACAAUGUAUCCCUCCUGGGGAAAUUAUGGGGCACCGCCGGCGCAAAGCUAUGGAGGUUCUGGGCCUCGUAAGCAACCUAGUGUCGGCCACGCCGGCCCGCCGGCACCAGGGUUCGGCGGGUUCGAGGCCUCAUCCAGCGGCUCGAUGUUAUCCAGCCUACAGGAGCAACACCUUCAGCAGAUGCAGCAACUGCAGAUGCUGCACCAGAAACAGCUCCAGUCUGUGUUACACCACGGCAGCAACCCUAACGCUAAUUCGUACGGUGGUGCACAAGGUGGAUAUCCGGGGUCUUCAUGGCAUUCAGAAGGAGCAGGGCAUUCAGACAGUGGGGCUGGAGCUCAUUCAUACUUUAAAGAAGACGAGACACCUUCUCCGCCGAGCAGAGUUCCCCUCGCUCCUCAAGCGGGUCAACCACCACCUCCCCCUCCCCCUCCCCCGCAACCGCAGCCCACCGAUCCCCAACCGGGUCCUCCCCCUCCAGAGCCCCCCUCAUCCAAGCCACUGGAGAACAACGGUGCUCCCAAAGCUAAAGAAGCCUUCAAGAAAGAUCCACCCACGACAGAGGACGACAAAUCCUUACAUUUGCAGGAGCAACAGCAACUUUGGUACAAACAACAUCUUCAGAAUCUACAGAAGUUAAAGCAAGAGAAAGCCAGGCAGAAUCAGAACGAGGGCGAUGGUCCUCCGCAGCCCCAAUCCCAAGGUCCUCCUCUUCCUCCAUCAGAACCACCAAAAGGUGCACCUCCUCCACCCCCUCCAAAAGAGGAGCCCCCAGCACCACCUCCACCGCCCGAUGAGGCAAAGCCUGAGGUCGCACAAGACGCAGAGGAAGCUGCCCGCCUCCAGCAGUUACAGGCUGCAGCAGCACAGUGGCAAAAGGUGCAGCAACAGAGAACAGGCUUGCAAUACCAAGCUCUCAUGCAACAACACGAAAAGCUUCAGCAGAUCCUGGAACAGUACCAACAGCUGAUUCAGCAACCAUCAAACCUACAGUCAAUGUCUGCUGAAAUGCAGCUGAGGCACUACGAAAUGCAGCAGCAGCAGUUUACCCCUUUAUUCCAAAACUGGGAUUGCUCCUUCGUCCUGUGGUAUGAGCAGUUUCAGACCUAUCCCCACAAAGACCAACUGCAGGACUAUGAGCGCCAAUGGAAGCAGUGGCAGGAACAGAUGAACGCCACCAAUGACCACCUUCAAGAAAGGGUGGCCACUCUCACUGCCAUGGUGCCGUUUGCCUCAAGCCAGUAUAGUAGUGGUAUGAUGGGACAGUUUGGUCAGUACCCUGGACAAGACAUUCAAAUGCAGCAGCAGUCCGCUAACCUGGGUAUGCAGCAUUCCCCAGUUGGUGUAAGUCCCAACUCUCAAGGUCCACGGUCCGCUGGGUUUGGGCCACAUUCAGAAUCACCUGCUGGACCCCCUGUAAGAGGAGUGGGCCCUGCUGGCAUAGGAGUUAGACCUCCAGGUCCUCCCACCAUUCAGCCACCAAGCAUCAACAGCUUCAGAGGUCCACGUCCUGCUGCUCCCAGCGGAGACAACCCUAGAUUUGACCAGCCGAAGCAAGGUUUUGAUGGUCCUCAGAGAUUUGAUCAGCAACAGCAGCGCUUUGAUAUUCCCCCAAGGUUCGACCACCAACCACAGCAGCGCUAUGAUGGCCCCCCAAGGUUUGACCGAUCAAAGCAGCGUUUUGAUACCCCCCCAAGGUUUGACCAACCACAGCAGCGAUUUGAUGCCCCCCCAAGGUUCAACCAACCACAGCAACGCUUUGAUGGCCCUCCUCGAUUUGAACAACCAAGAAAUCGUUUUGAUGGUCCCCCUAGAUUUGAGCAACCAAGGCACCGCUUUGAUGGUCCCACCAGAUUUGACCAAACUGGAUUUGGGCUGCAACCUAGGUUUGAACAGCCCCCAAGGCUCAGUGAAUGUCCACCUGUGCCCCAGCCAAAACAACCACAAGGCCCCCAACCUAAGGCACAACCAGUCACUAAACAACCUGCCAGUAUGGAUUCUAAGAUGUCUGGAAAGUCAGCCGGGCAGCCACAAUCUGAAAAAGAAAAAGGAGAAUCAGAACCAGGUGAUAAAGCCAAUGCUGAAGACUUGACAGAUGACAAUUUGCUUGGAACAGAUGGCUUUUUUGUCCAAAAUGACCCCAUUCCCCAGACAAUAAAAAAACCCACAGAGCCUGAGGAAUCUGAAGGCAAUAAUGUUUCUAACAACAGUGAGAUAAACAAAUCUAGUAAUGGCAAGCCUUCCGUAACGGCUCCUUCUACUGUGGCGUCAAAAAAUACUCCUGCACAAAGUCUUGUUACACAAAAUCUUGUCCCACCAGAUAGACCAUUGAUAAACAACAAACCCCCACUGGUUCCAACGCCCUCUGGAAUCCAACAGGAGCCACAAGUUUCUGGCCAUUUGCAGUCGAGACCCGAUCCUCCAAGGCUUCCCCCUGGGAGGGGACGAGGCCAGCCACCAGUACCUGCCCAAGUGCAUGGACGUGGACGUGGGCAGAGGGGCAGGGGAGCGUUCACGGGACCGAACACUGUACCACUUGGGGAGAAGAUGGGAGAAACGUCUUAUGAGUACAUGCCACCUGAAGAAAACUUGGGAAUGCCAGAAGAGCAGGAAGAGUAUCAAUGGCAAGAUCCUUCGUACGAGCAGUGUGUUGGUGAGGAUUCGGAGGUGCCCCCUGAAGAAAUGUGGAUGCCAGACGGACAUCAUUUUUCAACAGAGGAAGAUUAUUACGAAGAGCCAAUGGUAGGACCACCUAUGGGGAGAGGAGGGCCCCCAAUAAUGAGAGGAGGGCCUCAUAUGGUAAGAGGAGGGCCAACUAUGAGCAGAGGUGGUCCUCCUAUGGGAAGGGGGCCGCCAAUGGGUAGAGGGGGGCCGCCAAUGGGUAGAGGAGGGCCGCACAUGGGUAGAGGGGGGCCGCCAAUGAGUAGAGGGGGGCCACCUAUGGGGAGAGGAGGGCCACCUAUGGGAAGAGGGGGACCUCCUUUUGGGAGAGGGGGACCACCUAUGGGAAGAGGGGGUCCUCCUAUGGGAAGAGGGGGACCCCCUAUGUCAAGAGGAGGACAUCCCAUGGGAAGAGGCGGACCACCUAUGGGAAGAGGAGAGCCAAUGGACAGGCACUGGGAAGAGCCUGAGUCAGAAGAGUACUCAGAAGAAGGGGAUCCUUACUGGGGAGAAAGGAGACCUCCAAUUAGAGGCAUGAGACCUCCAUUUCCACAUCCCCGGGGUCGUCCCCCACCUGGUCAUCCUGGUUUCAUGCACCAGGGACGAGGAAGGCCCCCUCAUCCAGCACGUGGCCCAAUGGAUCACGAGUCAUUAGGUCAUGAAAUGGACAUCAAUGAUACCGAAAUGGAUCCAGAAAUGGACGGCAUGUACCAUGGACAUGACCCUCAUAGCCGUCCGAUGCAUCCUGAUAUAAGCAGAGGCAGGCGUCGUGUGCCACAACCACCUCAGGAAAUUAUGGAUCCUAUGGAGGAGCCAUCGUAUGAUGAAGGCAUGGAAAGAGAAAUAGGAUGGCAACCGCCACAUGGCCGAGGCCCUCCUCUGCCUCCGCAUGAGAUAAUAGGUAUGGAAGGAAUGAGGAGGAGACCUAUGGGUCGAGGGAUGGCAAGAGGCAUGUGGCGGCCAGGUCCAACACACGAGGAAUAUGAAGAGAGACGCGAGGGUUUUGUGGAGGAUUAUGGUCAUGGGGAAGACGGGUAUCGCUGGCGGCCACCACAGGACUAUCCUCCUGAUGACUAUCGGCAUGAAGCCAAGUACUAUGAGUCUGAAUGGGAGAGAGAGCGUGCUCCUCCUGGAAGGGAUUAUCCCCCCCGCAUGCCACCACCAGAGCCCUACAGAGAUGGCCAUUGGCUAGAGGAAAGAGAAAGAGGCCGGCCAUAUUCUUAUGAUGAGCAUGACAGGGGAAGAGGAGAACUUAUAAUUCGUGAAUAUAGGGAUGAGCCACCCCAUCGGCAAGAGGAGCCACCAUACCCAUCACCUUCGGAAUGGGAUAGGCCUUCAAGACUUCUUCCACCACAAGAUAGAGGGUAUCCCUCUGACUAUGAAGAGCAUAGAGCUCGCUAUGAAGAGCACAGGAAGGAGCCACCUUUGGAUAUACGUCCACCUAUAUCUCCUGCUGCACCUGUCUCAAACUUGCCAGAGAGCUCAGUUGAUCCUGCAUCACAAGGAACUAGUGCUGCAAAUGUGCUUGCUCUCUCCCAACGUCAGCAUGAAAUCAUCCUGAAAGCUGCUCAAGAGCUUAAAUUUAUAAGGGAAUUACAGGAGGCAAAGCCACCUGGUCCUGAGCCUCAGCCUGCACCAACUGACAUCCUGUCCGAGCUUCCUGCUGGUCUUCUUGGUUUGGAGAUCCCAGCAGAUGUUAGGAAUGUUCUAAAAGGCAUGACUGCAGCAGCACAGACACCUGUAACCGAAUCUGUGUCUUGGGAUACUAAACCUGCUGCCACAGAUUACCAGCCAUCUCUCCUUGCAUCCAAACCUUCAGUGAUUCCAAAGACUGUGGAUUAUGGGCAUGGUCACGAACCUGGAGCCACGGUUGAGCGGAUCUCUUAUGGUGAGAGAAUUUUGUUGAGGCCUGACCCAGUGCCGUCUGACAGGGGCUAUGAAAAAGAACCUCUUGGUCCCAGAGAUCCUUACAGCCGAGACCCAUAUUAUGAAAGACGACUGGACCCUUACAUGGACCGCCGGGAGUACAGCAGAGAGAGGGAAUUAUACAGAGAAAAGCUGCCACCUGAAUAUGAAAGGGAAAGAUAUGAGAGGGAGCGCUAUCCCCUACGAGAAAGAGAUGACAGCACACAGUCCAUGGUUGAAGAAAGAUCUCCACUGGCCCCUUCCUCACGCUCAGGAUACAGGGAGAGAGAGCGGGAUCUUCGAGAGAGGGAGCGAAGUGACAGUCGUGAUCGAGAAGAACAUUAUGGAAGGCCUGGCUAUGAUAGACCUCGAAACGAGCGCAUUGGACUCGACCGCAGUGUGCCUGAGCUUUACAGUCAUAGCUCCUCACCUUACGUAGAAAGAAGAAGUUAUCCAGAGGACCGAGGACCUCCCACUGCACCACCCCUCCCACCUCCACCCCAGCCACCCCCACGAGUCGAGAAGAAGCCAGAAAUCAAGAAUAUUGACGAUAUCCUCAAACCCCCUGGCAGAUCGUCUCGCCCUGAAAGGAUUGUCAUCAUAAUGAGAGGGCUUCCAGGAAGUGGAAAAAGCCAUGUUGCUAAGCUCAUAAGGGACAAGGAAGUCGAUUGUGGCGGUGCUCCUCCAAGAGUUCUCGUUUUGGACGAUUAUUUCAUGACUGAGGUUGAGAAAGUAGAGAAAGACCCAGACACGGGGAGAAGAGUCAAAACCAAGGUCCUUGAGUAUGAGUAUGAGCCAGAGAUGGAAGAUACCUACCGGAACAGCAUGCUUAAAACGUUCAAGAAAACUCUGGAUGAUGGCUUUUUCCCCUUCAUCAUUUUAGACACUAUUAAUGACAGGGUUAAACAUUUUGAUCAAUUCUGGAGCGCAGCCAAAACGAAAGGCUUUGAGGUUUAUCUUGCUGAAAUCACUGCAGACACUCAGACUUGUGCAAAGAGAAAUGUCCAUGGGCGCACGCUUAAGGAUAUAAUGAAGAUGUCCAACAACUGGGAGUCUUCACCCCGUCAUAUGGUGCGCUUGGAUGUCCGGUCCCUGCUACAGGAUGCUGCUAUAGAAGAGGUUGAAAUGGAAGACUUCAAUCCUGAUGACGAGCCUAAGGAGCUGAAGAGAGAGGAGGAAGAAGAGGGUGAUCUGGGCUACAUUCCAAAAAGCAAAUGGGAGAUGGACACAUCUGAGGCAAAGCUUGACAAGUUGGACGGUUUGGGGAGCGGUGGGAAGAGGAAGCGUGAAGACAUGGCAGACCUGGAGGACUACCUUCAGCUGCCAGACGACUAUGCCACGCGCAUGUCUGAACCGGGAAAGAAAAGGGUUCGAUGGGCUGAUCUCGAAGAGCAGAAGGAAGCAGAUCGAAAGCGCGCUAUCGGCUUUGUGGUGGGGCAGACAGACUGGGAGAGAAUCACGGAUGAGAGCGGGCAGCUGGCACAAAGAGCUCUCAACCGUACCAAGUAUUUCUAAGAAGAUAAUCUGUUCCCCCUUUUUCCCGUCAUGUAAAGGUUUCCAGAAUGUGAAAACACUGAAGCGUACUUGUGGUGAAACAAGAGACUCUUCAAGGUGGCGACAUCAUCAAUAGUUAUUAAAUUCUUAGUUAUUUCAUUGAUGAUGAUAGUCUAUUUUUUAUUUUUAAACUAGCUUCCUGGUUAUUCACUGAUCAAUUUGUAGUUUAUAACUGUGCUUCUUCUGGUCACAUAUUCUGUAAUCAGUCAUAUUUCUUGCUGUUUUAUACUCUUCAUGCUUUCUGUACUGUUUACCUGUAGAACUGUUUCUUGGUCCAUGCAUACUUAAAAAACACAAUAAAGCUUUGACAAAAUGA